GUGCUCUCCUUCCCCAGAGCUACGGUAGCACAGGCGAAAUAGCGACGGGUUCUCUGCCCCUACGGGGAUGGAGCGACAGAAGUUUUUUUUUAUUUGUUUAUAAUGAAAUUAAAAAGAAGGUCACGGCGAGACGAGCCGUUUAUCAUUACGAUAGGUGUCAAGUGGAAGUGCAGUGAUGUAUGCAGCUGAGGCAUCCUAACAGACCGAUAGACUUGAACCUUGUUCCUUCAUGACCUGAUCAAAUUGAUCAGGCACUAGUCAUCAAUUUUCAUUGUUCAAUUCUUUUACAACAACAAGACCAAAACCUCUUCCCUUCCUACUCUACUAAGAGAUGGAAUGGCAGAGGCCUUUGGUGUUCCCUCUAGUAAAUAAUUGGGGUCCUCAUAACCACUAGCUCUUAUUUUUUUUAUCUCAUCCUUUUGUUCCUUCAUUAUUCUCUAUUCUGGUGUCCUAGGCGUAGAGGAACCACACCAAUCCAUCUCGAACUUGGUGGUGAAACUCUACUGCGGUGACGAUACUGUAGGGGAGGCCCUGCGGAAAAAUAGCUCGACGCCAGUAUAGUAUUGGGAAAAAGCUUAAGACCUCUGAUUCUUUUUCCUUUUUUAUUUUUAAAUAGAAAGAGAAAGUCGUCUUAUUCAAAAUCCAAUCAGGACAUUUUUUCUCCCACUUAAACAUUGGAUGCGCUCUUCUUAUAUAAAGAACUUUAAAGAAACGCGCUUUCACAUCUGAAAUGGGAGGGAUGUUCCUUUUUUGCGGAGGCGGGGUGGGCCUGUAGCUCAGAGGAUUAGAGCACGUGGCUACGAACCACGGGGUCGUGGGUUCGAAUCCCUCCUCGCCCACAACUGGUCCAAAAGUUAAAUACUUUUUCCUCUGUGGGUAGGACAAUAAUGAUUGGGAUAAUGAACCCAAUUUGAUGCGGGUGGGUAAGGUUACUCUUUAUGCUAAACGCGAGCCAUCUUAUCCUGAUUCGAACUUCUGUUAUUUAGAAUCACUCCCCCAAGUAGGAUUCGAACCUACGACCAGUCGGUUAACAGCCGACCGCUCUACCACUGAGCUAUUGAGGAAGAAAAGGAGAUUCAAAUGAAUCGAGUUAAAUUCCUGUUCUCAAUGCAAGACCACUAUAGACGGGGUUAAUUCCCGUCGUUCACCCAUAACCCGAAUUGCUGUUUCGUUUCGAUAAAUUCUAUAAAUAAGAAAAGUCCAAUAAACUUCAUUUCAUAUAAAACCUAUUUUGAAUUCCCAUAUAGUAGAAUAGUAAAAAAAUCAUAGUAUAAGAUGUGAAGACAAAUCUACUAGUUUAUUGUUUGAUAAUAUCAAAAAAAUUUUUAUUUUAAUUAAGGAGCUUUUUUAUGUUUAUAGGUUCUGAUUUAUUCUUGAAGGUACUCAAUUCAGUCGUUGUAGUCGGACUUUAUUAUGGAUUUCUUACCACAUUUUCAAUAAGGUCCUCUUAUUUAUUCUUUGUGCGAACUCUGGUUCUGGAAAAAGAAACAAAUACAAAUAAUAAGGUAGCAGCAACCACUGGUUUUAUUAUGGGACAGCUCAUGAGAUUCGUAUCCAUCUAUUAUGCGCCCUUUUAUCUAGCUUUGGGUAGACCUCAUACAAUAACUGUCCUUGCUUUACCUUAUCUUUUGAUUCAGCUUUUCUUGAACACUGAAAAAAAAAAUUUUUGCUUAUGGAUCUAAUAACCAAAAUUCGAUCCGUGAGCUAGAGAAUAUCUUUGUAUUCCUCAAUCAUCUUAUUUUUCAGUUGCUUAACACUUGCAUUUUACCAAGUUCAACGUUAGCCCGAUUAGUAAGCAUUUAUCUGUUUCGCUGUAAUAAUAAGAUGUUGUUUGUAACAAGCAGUUUGUUUUGCUUGGGGAAUGGGACAAAUUUUAGUCAUAAAUUGCUUGGAAUUUUUAGCAGUCUGGAUACAGAAAAAUAAUGUUAUUAGGUCGAUCAUUCGAAAGUACCUAGUGAGAAAUUCUAUAUUUUUUAUUUUAGUAAAUUAUAGUUUUGGAACUCUAGUAUGUAUUCUAAGUAUUCAGUCUUUAGGCAGAACACCCUUACCUAUUCCUACUCAGAAAUUUAGUGAGGUCUCAAAAAUAGAACAAAGGGAAAAGGAAAGGUUGCAAAGGGAGGAAGAAAAAGACGUAGAAAAAAAAAAGAAAUCCGCUGAAAAAGAUCCUUCCCUUUUUUCCGAAGAAAAAGGUAUUUUGGAAAAAGAAUUGGACUUGAAGGUAAAUGAACCAGACUUGGAAGGGUCUGAUUCCGAAUUGGAAAUCCUUGAAAAAAAUGAAAAUAAAGAACAUAUUGUGGCUCUUCUUUUUGAUUAUAAAAGAUGGACUCGCCCAUUUCGUUACAUAAAAAAUAAUAGACUUGAACAAGCUGUAAGAAACGAAAUGGCAC
This is a messenger RNA of Cuscuta europaea, 2387 nucleotides long. The record is from the annotation of a GenBank genome assembly. Lineage: Eukaryota; Viridiplantae; Streptophyta; Magnoliopsida; Solanales; Convolvulaceae.